Mycena citricolor is the source of this 1137-nucleotide messenger RNA. The record is from the annotation of a GenBank genome assembly. Lineage: Eukaryota; Fungi; Basidiomycota; Agaricomycetes; Agaricales; Mycenaceae.
ACUUCAUCCUCCAGGGCAUGCAGCUGUCGACAAUCGCCCUGGGCACAAUAGUAGCCCGAUCCGUAAUUGGGGCUUUCUACGGACCCCUGAAGCGGCUCUAGCUUCCAUCCGUUCUUUGUACUAGCCCUGACACUUCGCUUGCCCAGCGUCGUCCGAGCUGGUCAUCGAUUGUGCGUUCUAUUCGUCUAUGCUCGACGCCAACCCGAAGUUUGCGGGCGUAAGCCGGCCGUCCCAUGAUAAUAUGCGAUGCAUACCUCGCCGCCGUUUCAUCAUUUUAGCUCUCGAUCGCAACUCGUAUCUUGGGCGAUACUUCUGUUCGCCCCCCCUGUGCACAAAAGCUACAGCACAGAGUCAUAGCACGCAUAGUGCCAUGUUGCUCCGCAGCCUCUCUUUCUCAAUUGCCUUGUGCCUGCUGCUUCCGGCUCUUGCGCAGGGACAGCAUGAUCUCGUAGUCCCGACUGACCUUGAUUGCCCGCGCGGUUCUGCGCCGAGUUUUGUGCACAACAACUAUGCCUUUCUGGCUCCCGCGCAUGAGUUCAUCCACAUCACCCAGUCUUUCUUCAAUCUGAGCUGGUAUGGCGCCAACGCGACCGUCGUAACGGGGAAGAACAACGUCCCAGGCGCAACGCGCAGCGGGUCGUUCGCGGGCGCCUCCUUCAACGAGACGCUCCUCUCCUAUCGCAAAGACACGACGUCGCCGUCGCCGUCGUUCCUCGAAUACACGUACCGCGGGCAGCCGGGGCCGUUCGUAAACCCGACGCAGCCGUGGUUCAGCGUGCAGGCGCAGGGGUACAUCGAGACGUUCCGGUUCACGGGCAUCUGCGCUAAGAGGGCGACGCUGGUCGAGGUCACCACGCAUGUCUGCUCGAGCAACCAGGUCUUGGCGUACAAUUACGUGACGCAGUUCCACGAUGCUGUGCUUCCGGCUUUGGGGGCUGGUCUGCGCGCGCCUAUCCUGAGCGGCGACUGCCCGUCGAAGUAAGGAAGAGGAAGGGUCGAGAUUCGAAACUUGUAGUACGGUGCUCCCUGUGCCUUGCGCAAGAUGCAUAGCCAUAAAUGGAGACAGAGUUCAAACCGAAAUUCGAAGAAACUGAUGUCAGUGUACGAAUAUGACCGUCUUCAAACGACGUAUUGUAC